CUUGUCACUGGCAGGUUACAGCCCCUCUGAGCUGACAGUGUGCUCCUCAUUGUUCACCAGGCAACUGGAGGCUUCAGCACUGCGCCACUGAGACCCAGAGACAGACCCAGCCCCUCUGUUCCUCCAACCUCACAUUCUCCCUGCUCCAUCCAGCAGCGCACAGCCCCGCUCAGCUCUCCGUACCCAGCGACCAUGGCCAGCACCAUGUCAGCCUACAAAGAGAAAAUGAAGGAGAUGUCCAUGCUGUCUCUGAUCUGCUCCUGUUUCCACUCACAACCGCAUCUUAACAAAAUGUACAAAUAUGGAGACAUGGAGGUGAAGCCCAUCAGUAAGAGGGCCUCCGGCCAGUCCUUUGAGCUCAUUCUGAAGGCCCCUGCGGACCUGUCACCUGACCGCCCCCAGCCCCUGUCCUCCCCCCCAAAGAAAAAGGACAUGUCUUUGGACGAGGUGCAGAAGAGGCUGGAAGCUGCUGAGGAGAGGAGGAAGUCCCAGGAGGCCAUGGUGCUGAAGCAGCUGGCUGAGAAGCGUGAACACGAGAGGGAGGUACUGAACAAGGCCCUGGAGGAGAACAACAACUUCAGCAAGAUGGCUGAGGAGAAGCUCAACUACAAGAUGGAGGCCAACAAAGAGAACCGGGAGGCCUAUCUGAACGCAUUGAAGCUGCGACUUCAUGAGAAGGAACUGCACGCAGCUGGAGUGCGCAGGAACAAGGAGCUGCAGGCCAGGCUUUCUGGCUGAAGACCUUUUCUACGAAUUUAUCAAGAAACUUUAUGUUUCAGGAGUUUUUGGCAAGGAAAUGCAACUUUUUUAAUCUUCCUGUAUUGAAAGUCAUCCAUUGUCGUUCAUCUACCAAGUUAUUGAACUCAUUCUUCAUGCAAUAGAAAAUCAAUUUACAAAUAGUGUAAUUGCAAUUAUACAACUCACCGCAUUGAUCUACAGUAUACCAGUGAUGGUCCACUCCACUCUGUAGGGUUUUCAAGUCAAUUUCACUAGUAUUCUACAAGAUAGGGAGGUUUUGGAGGGCUUUGUAUAUUUUAUUGUGGAAUCUAUUUCUACAGUUUACCCCACAAAUAGUUCUGAAAUCAGCAUUUUCCUUGAUUGUUCAAAUAACAAUAUCCAAUAAUCAAACAUUAUAAAGCAUUUAUGCAUCCAGGGUUUGCAUACAAAUAAUUGUUCUAAUUUGCUGUGAAAUUAGAUUGAAGCACAACUAGUAUGUCCCAUUAAUCAAACAGGUAAUGGCUGAAUGGCAUCAUGAAACAAAACCAAAAUGAUUGUGUACUUAUCUUUCUCUUCCAAAUAUUUGCAAAAUGUCUGUGCACAAAAAUAUUGCUUGAGCCAAAUUCACUUUUUAUAAUUUUACUGCAGUGAUGGCAGUAAAGCGUAGAAGUAGAAAGCCUCAUAUGUUGUUUAAAGUGUUGGUUUGAAGGUUGGAUUGAGCUUUGUUUAGCUUCUUCCUCCCCCUGUGAAUACCAUUCUAAAGAUAGAAUUCAAGUCAUUUUCCCUCAUUGCGUUUCACUCCUCCUGCUGUAUAAUGCAUAGUCUCUCAUCUUUUUGGUCCCAUAUAUAUUAUAUCCAAGUCACCUGUUAAACACAUUACUGUAAGGAGGCUAUAUUUGGUGCUACAUUUACAUACUGUAAAUCUGUAGUUUCUCCCUCUCUUAUUCAGAGAGUGGCAUAUUAACAUCAUUUAGGCUUUAGCUAUUUAAUCUCAUUCACAUCAUGAUGUGAUGACAUGAUGAUCUUCACAUUCGAUUGUACCAUUGUUGCAUUUCAUGCAGUACAGGCUCAAACACUGGAAGGCAUGCGUAUCUCUGAAGAGGGAAAAGUUAUAAGUAUAUCUGCUUAUCCGGUAUUCUGACUUACUGUAUAUUACUAUAUUUAAACGUUAUAAAUAAUGGGUUACCAAGAGUAUAUAAAGUGAGAGCAGCUGACUAUAACAAGAAAAAGUGUUGAUCAGUGUGACUUCUCUCUCUCACUUCCUCUCUCUAAUCUCAUGCAUUAUUUUCCCUGAUGCCAAGUUGUCAUAGCACGGUAUCUAUAAAAUAAAACUGGGUUCAUUUUAGUACUAUGCUACAACAAUACAAUGCAGUCUGCAUCUCUGAUUGAAAAUACAAUAAAUUCAGUCCAAUUUAGCCAUUGUUUCACAAUGAAAUAUUGUAUAAACAUAAUGCAACAUGGUUAUUACUUCAAAAAUAAAAGUGUAUUGACAGGUCGACAUGUCUUCUCUGCAUUGUGAACAGGCAACCUUAUGGUCUUCCAUCCUAGUACUUACAGUACUAAGGCAACCAUACGUAGCUUCAUAGUAUGUGAUGUCCUAGUUUGUUUAAAUUGGGCAGAGAUGUGUUGUGCUUGUGCUUGAAAUGGACUGCUACUUUGCCUUAAGACACCAGUGCCAUUCACUGUUUGCAUUUCCUCUGCCUCUUACCUGAAGUCCCCCUCACCCCACCUGACAGCGAAUAAUUGAAUAAUUGCAGGUUAAUUCACUUCUAAACUUAAAAAUACAGAUAUUCUUGUUGCCAUAUCACAUUUUGUAGGUUAAUACAGAGCACCGAAUCCCCACAGUCCGGAAGGAUAACUCACAUAGACGCAAGACAGAUGCAGUUACCUGCGUAAUCUUAUUUAAAGAACUCAUCUCCAGUACAGUGUCAGCUCUGGAUUCUUAUUGUCAAAAGAAAAUAAAAUGAAUAAUAAUAAAGUUGGUAACUCACCUGU
Molecule: messenger RNA, 2712 nt
Organism: Conger conger (European conger)
Lineage: Eukaryota; Metazoa; Chordata; Actinopteri; Anguilliformes; Congridae
Product: stathmin-3-like
Exons: 5
Coding region: 193-738 (181 amino acids)
Biological process (GO): microtubule depolymerization; neuron projection development; regulation of microtubule polymerization or depolymerization
Cellular component (GO): neuron projection; cytoplasm
Molecular function (GO): tubulin binding
Source: RefSeq, a predicted model, not a curated record